Molecule: messenger RNA, 2036 nt
Organism: Nycticebus coucang (slow loris)
Lineage: Eukaryota; Metazoa; Chordata; Mammalia; Primates; Lorisidae
Gene: AFP
Product: alpha fetoprotein
Exons: 15
Coding region: 48-1877 (609 amino acids)
Biological process (GO): transport
Cellular component (GO): cytoplasm; blood microparticle
Molecular function (GO): zinc ion binding; fatty acid binding
Source: RefSeq, a predicted model, not a curated record
AUUUUCAAUAUUCUUCUUCCACUAUUGCUAACAACAAAAUUGCAACCAUGAAAUGGGUGGCAUUAUUUGUUUUAACUUUCUUACUAAGUUUUACUGAAUCCAGAACACUGCAUAGAAAUGCAUAUGGAAUAGCUUCCAUUUUGGAUUCUUCCCAAUGUUCCAUGGAGGUGAACUUAGCUGAUGUAGCUACUAUAUUUUUUGCCCAGUUCAUUCAAGACGCCCCUUACAGGGAAAUAAGCAAAAUGGUGAAGGAUGUCCUGACGGUCAUUGAGAAACCCACCGGCAGCGGGCAGGCCGCAGGGUGCUCAGAAAACCAGAUCUCCAUCUUUCUGGAAGAAAUUUGCCAUGAGAAAGAAAUUUCUGAAAAGUAUGGACUUUCAGACUGCUGCAGCCAAGGUGAUGAGGAAAGACUUAACUGUUUACUCGCACACAAAAAGCCCACUCCAGUGUCCACUGCACCCUUCCAAGUCCCAGAGGCCAUCAUGAGCUGUAAAGCAUAUGAAGAAGACAGAGCAACAUUCACGAACAGGUACAUCUAUGAGAUCGCAAGGAGGAACCCCUUCCUGUAUGCACCCGUGGUGCUCUCGUUCGCUGCUCGCUAUGACAAAAUAAUCCCCCCUUGCUGCAAAGCUGCAAAUGCCAUCGACUGCUUCCAGACGAAGGCAGCACCAAUUACGAAAGAAUUAAGAGAAAGCAGCUUGAUAAAUCAACAUACAUGUGCAGUAAUGAAAACUUUUGGACCCCGAACCUUCCAAGCCAUAAUUGUUACUAAACUGAGCCAAAAGUUCACUAGAGUUAAUUUUACUGAAAUCCAGAAACUGGUCCUGGACGUGGCCCACAUUCAUGAGCAGUGCUGCAGAGGGGACGUGCUGGAGUGUCUGCAGGAUGGGGAAAAAAUUAUGUCCUACAUAUGUUCUCAACAAGAUAUUCUGUCAAGCAAGAUAGCAGAAUGCUGCAAAAUGCCCAUCCUUGAAUUUGGUCAAUGUAUAAUUCAUGCAGAAAACGAUGACAGACCCGAAGGUCUAUCUCUAAAUCUUAACAGAUUUUUGGGAGAUAGAGAUUUCAGCCAAUUUUCUUCAGUAGAAAAAAAUAUCUUCUUGGCAAGUUUUGUUCACGAAUAUUCAAGAAGACAUCCUGACCUUGCUGUCCCUGUAAUUCUAAGAGUGGCUAAAGGAUACCAGGAAUUAUUGGAGAAGUGUUUCCAGUCUGAAAAUCCUCUUGAAUGUCAGGAUAAAGGGGAAGAAGAAUUACAGAAAUAUAUCCAGGAGAGCCAGGCAUUGGCAAAACGAAGCUGUGGCCUCUUCCAGAAAUUAGGAGAAUAUUACUUACAAAAUGCGUUUCUUGUUGCUUACACGAAGAAAGCCCCUCAGCUGACCUCUGCAGAGCUAAUGGCCUUCACCAGAAAAAUGGCAACAGCGGGAGCCACUUGCUGCCAACUCAGUGAGGAUAAGCAACUGGCCUGUGGCGAGGGAGCGGCCGACCUCAUCCUCGGACAGCUGUGCAUCCGGCAUGAUGCGGCCCCGGUGAACCCCGGCGUGGCCCAGUGCUGCGCCGCCUCCUACGCCAACCGUAGGCCCUGCUUCAGCAGUCUGGUGCUGGACGACACGUACGCGCCGCCAGCGUUCUCCGAGGACAAGUUCAUCUUCCACAAGGACCUGUGCCAGGCGCAGGGCGUCGCGCUGCAGACGACCAAGCAGGAGUUUCUCAUUAACCUUGUGAAGCAAAAGCCACAGAUCACGGAGGAGCAGCUGGAGGCCGUGAUCGCCGACUUCUCGGGCCUGCUGGACAGGUGCUGCCAAGGCCGGGAGCAGGAAGAGUGCUUUGCCCAAGAGGGUCCAAAACUAAUUUCAAAAACUCGAGCUGCUUUGGGAGUUUAAAUUACUUCAGGGGGAAGAGAAGACAAAAGGAAUCUUUAUGGUUUGCUGUGAACUUUUCCCUUUAAUCAUAACUGAUUUAAUACUUUUUGUGAAUGAAUGAAAUGAUGAGGACUUUCAUGUGAGAUUUUCUGUCAUAGAAAUAAAAUAUUCCCAAAUGUU